AUGGCUCAGAAUCACCAAGAUCAAGGUGACUUCACCAACAUGUCAUCUGGCAACCAGGUGUUUUCAAACACGACGUCAUUCUCAACAUCACAAUCACAACAACACACUUCUAGAGUCAGUGAGCUAGCCAGCCCGUUUGAUGGCAUUCUCAGAACAGAGUCUGGUCGCGAAACCUAUCUUCCUGACGGGCAGUAUUCGUCCGACCAGGCACAGGUGCAACGCUCGACAUCUCGUGCCAGCUAUGGCCUAUUUUCUAAUGCAGAGAACCGCGACACACACGACGCCGGCAGUCUUGCAGCAGGUGGACUGGCUGGAGCUGGCGUUGGGCUCUUCCAAGAUGCCGGCACAACAAACGACAACCAGUAUCUUCACAAUGGAGCCGAGGACCAAGUGCCUCUCGAGAAGGUGGCUACUGGGAGUUCCACCGACUCUUCCUUCACACGAUAUGGUUCCAACGGUCAGCGCCGAACCCGGAAAGGAACCAAGGUGUCAGAUACCGACGAUAGCGAAGGCUCGCCUAUGGAGCGCACAAUCACAAGACCUGAGAUUAACGACGAGGAAAGGAGAAAUCUGCAGCGAGCUCUUACCAGCUUGAGCAUGUCCCGGCAAGGAACCCGUCACAGCAUCGCAGAGCCGAAUGAUCCAUCCAUGGACCCCAGCAGCGACUCCUUCGAUCUUACCAAGUUUUUGCGCUCCUUCAGACAUUACCUUGAAGGCGAGGGUAUUGAGAUGAAGAAGCUUUCCGUUGUGUACAAGAACCUCAAUGUGUAUGGAUCGGGCGCAGCGCUGCAGUUGCAGAAGACUGUCGCCGACAUGCUGAUGGCACCCAUUCGGCCACAGGAGUUUAUCAGCUUCGGCAAGAAGGACCGUAAACAGAUUCUCCACAGCUUCGAUGGUAUCAUCAAGGCCGGCGAGCUUUGUGUAGUCCUUGGUCGACCCGGAUCUGGAUGCUCGACUCUCCUCAAGGCGCUGACAGGAGAACUUCACGGCCUUGAGGUUGACGGAGACAGUGUUCACUACAACGGUAUCGAGCAGCACAAGGUCAUCAAGGAGUUCAAGGGAGAGACGGUCUACAACCAAGAGGUCGACAAGCAUUUCCCUCACUUGACAGUCGGUCAAACCCUCGAGUUUGCAGCCGCCGUCCGUACACCAUCGCACCGCCCCCACGAGACUUCCCGUAAAGACUUCGCCAAGUACACCGCUCAGGUUGUCAUGGCUGUCCUCGGCUUGAGUCACACCUACAACACCAAAGUAGGCAACGACUUCGUCCGCGGAGUCAGUGGUGGAGAGAGGAAGCGUGUUUCCGUUGCUGAGAUGUUGCUUGCGGGUGCUCCUUUUGCUUCGUGGGACAACUCAACUCGUGGUCUGGACUCGGCAACCGCACUGAAAUUUGUUCGCUCACUGCGGAUUGGCUCUGACAUGACCGGCGGUGCCGCUGCUGUCGCGAUCUAUCAAGCAUCCCAGAGUGUGUACGAUUGUUUCGACAAGGCGGCCGUUCUGUACGAAGGACAUCAGAUCUACUUCGGCCCUGCCAACAAAGCACGAAGCUUCUUUGAACGCCAGGGCUGGUAUUGCCCCCCACGCCAAACCACCGGUGACUUCCUGACAGCAGUCACAAACACCGACGAGCGACAGCCUGCCAAAGGCUUCGAGAACAAGGUUCCUCGCACACCAGAAGAGUUCGAGAAGUACUGGCGCGACUCGCCUGAGUACCAGAGCUUGCUCAAAGAAAUCCAACAGUUCGAGCAGGAAAACCCUGUUGGUCAACACUCUACACUUGCCGAGUUCCGUGAGAAGAAAAACUACAUCCAGGCCAAGCACGCCCGCCCCAAGUCUCCGUACCUUAUCAGCGUUCCUAUGCAGAUCAAGCUCAACACUGUUCGAGCGUAUCAGCGCAUUUGGGGAGAUUUUGCUUCCACGGCCACACAGGCAAUGCUUAAUCUCAUCAUGGCUCUCAUCGUCGGUUCUAUCUACUAUGGUCACUCGAAAGGCACCAACUCUUUCCAAGGGCGUGGAGCUGUUUUGUUCCUGGCUAUUCUCUUCAAUGCACUGACUUCCGUUGGUGAGAUUAGCGGAUUGUACUCCCAAAGGCCCAUCGUCGAAAAACACAAUUCUUACGCGUUCUACCAUCCAGCAACAGAGGCUAUAGCCGGCAUUGUCGCAGACGUACCGGUCAAGUUUCUUCAGGGGGCGGUCUUCAACAUCGUCUUGUACUUUCUCGCUCAGCUUCGAUACACGCCCGGUCAAUUCUUCUUAUACUUCUUGAUCACCUACAUCAGCACCUUCGUCAUGGCUGCCAUCUUCCGUUCGACAGCUGCAUUGACAAAGACUGCCUCGCAAGCCAUGGCUUUGGCAGGAGUGCUGGUCUUGAUCCUCGUUAUCUACACCGGUUUCGUCGUUCGUAUACCAUCCAUGCACCCCUGGUUCUCGUGGAUCAGAUGGAUCAACCCGGUGUUCUAUGCUUUCGAGAUCCUACUCGCUAAUGAGUUCCACGGUGUUCAGUACCCCUGCGAGAGCUUUAUCCCUAUGGGGGCAGGAUACACACUGACGGGAGACUCGUUCAUCUGCAACUCGCAAGGUUCUGUGGCUGGGCAGCGAUUCGUUUCUGGCGACGCCUACAUUGAAGUCGCCUACGAAUACUCCUGGUCCCACGUCUGGCGCAACUUUGGCAUUCUUAUUGGGUUUCUGAUCUUUUUCAUGGUCAUCUACUUCAUCGCUGUCGAGCUCAAUUCGUCCACCACCAACACUGCCGAGCAGCUUGUCUUCCAGCGUGGCCAUGUUCCGGCUUACAUGCUGGAAAAAGGUGGCAAGCAGUCAUCCGAUGAAGAGUCUGCUAGACCAAGCGCAGGUGCCGAAGGCGGCGAGACCGAUGUUAGCGCUGUUGAGGAGUCCAAGGGCGUCUUUACAUGGAGAGAUGUGGUUUACGACAUCGAAAUCAAGGGCGAACCUCGACGACUAUUGGACCAUGUCUCUGGAUACGUCAAACCUGGCACACUAACCGCAUUAAUGGGAGUGUCAGGCGCCGGAAAAACCACUCUUCUCGACUCUCUUGCUCAACGUACUACCAUGGGCGUCAUCACUGGUGAUAUGCUCGUGAACGGAAAGCCAUUGGAUCCCAGUUUCCAGCGUUCUACUGGCUACGUCCAACAGCAAGAUCUCCAUCUCGAGACGAGCACUGUUCGCGAGGCGCUCCGCUUUUCAGCCGUGCUCCGUCAACCAAAGUCGGUUCCGAAGCAGGAGAAAUACGAUUACGUUGAGGAGGUUAUCAAAAUGCUGAACAUGAAGGACUUUGCAAACGCCAUUGUCGGUGUGCCUGGUGAAGGUCUCAACGUCGAGCAGCGCAAGUUACUCACCAUUGGUGUGGAACUAGCAGCGAAGCCCAAGCUUCUGCUCUUCCUUGAUGAGCCUACAUCUGGUCUUGACAGUCAGAGUUCUUGGUCUAUCAUCUCCUUCCUCCGCAAGCUUGCUUCUGCUGGCCAGGCGAUCCUGUGUACCAUUCAUCAGCCGAGUGCCAUCCUCUUCCAGGAGUUUGAUCGUCUGCUGUUCUUAGCCAAAGGAGGAAAGACUGUCUACUUUGGCGAGAUCGGCGAGAACUCCCAGAAGCUUCUUGACUACUUUGAGAACAGUGGUGCUCGUAAGUGCGGAGAAGACGAGAACCCUGCUGAGUACAUGCUCGAGAUUGUCAACGCUGGCAAGAACGAUCAAGGUGAAGACUGGUUCAACGUCUGGAGAAGGAGCGAAGCAGCAAAGAUCGUACAGCGCGAGAUCGAUGAAAUCCACGAACAGACACAGCACUCCGAUCUCAACGUCGCUGAGGAGACCGGUGGAACCGAAUUCGCCAUGCCACUCUGGACUCAGGUUUGGGAGUGCACCUACCGUGUCUUCCAGCAGUACUGGAGAAUGCCCGAAUACGUCUUUGCCAAGAUCCUCCUUUGCGUCAUAGCUGGUCUUUUCAUCGGCUUCUCCUUCUACGGCGCCAACGACACUCAAGCUGGUAUGCAGAACAUCAUCUUCAGCGUGUUCAUGCUCACCACCAUCUUCUCCUCGCUUGUACAGCAGAUCCAACCUCUCUUUAUCACUCAACGCAAUCUGUACGAGAGUCGCGAACGUCCCAGCAAGGCCUAUUCUUGGAUUGCUUUCAUGAUUGCCAACAUUGUGGUCGAGCUGCCAUACGGCAUCGUCGCUGGUGUCUUGAUGUUCGCCUCCUUCUACUACCCGGUUGUUGGCGUUGGACAACCCUCUGCCCGCCAGGGCUUGGUGCUGAUGUUAUCCAUCCAGCUUCUCAUUUACACCUCGUCGUUCGCAGCAAUGACCAUCGCUGCCCUGCCCAACGCUGAGACGGCGUCUGGUCUGGUCUCGCUCCUGACUCUUAUGGCCAUCCUCUUCAACGGUGUCCUGCAGACUCCUAGCAACCUUCCAGGAUUCUGGCUGUUCAUGUACCGUGCUUCUCCAUUCACAUACUGGGUUAGUGGUAUGGUAUCCACUAUGCUGGCAGGCCGUAAGGUGGUUUGCAGCUCCACAGAAGUAUCCAUCUUCAACCCACCAGCUGGCCAGACUUGCGGUCAAUACCUUGGCCCCUACGCUCAGGCCGCAAUGGGUACCAUUCAGAACCCAGAUGCUACCGCAUCCUGUCGGUACUGCUCUAUUUCAAACGCCGAUCAGUACCUGGCUCCCAGCAGCAUCUACUACAGCGAGCGCUGGAGGAACUUUGGCAUCCUAUUCGCCUUCAUCUCUUUCAACGUUUUCCUUGCUCUUCUUACCUACUGGCUGUUCCGAGUCGUCAAUGUUAGCAACCUCACUGCGAAGUUCCACAAGAACAAGAAGGGUGCAAAGACCAAGGGAGCUGCGGACAAGGCGGCAGAAGGUGUUGGUGAGGCAGCACGACAAGGUGCGCUGCCCGGAAACGGUUCCGAAGAGAAGGAUACAGCGUAA
Molecule: messenger RNA, 4932 nt
Organism: Ascochyta rabiei
Lineage: Eukaryota; Fungi; Ascomycota; Dothideomycetes; Pleosporales; Didymellaceae
Exons: 2
Coding region: 1-4932 (1643 amino acids)
Biological process (GO): transmembrane transport
Cellular component (GO): membrane
Molecular function (GO): ATP binding; ATP hydrolysis activity; ABC-type transporter activity
Source: RefSeq, a predicted model, not a curated record